Triplophysa rosa is the source of this 6360-nucleotide messenger RNA. RefSeq names its product mitogen-activated protein kinase kinase kinase 15-like. The transcript has 25 exons. Gene Ontology annotation, molecular function: MAP kinase kinase kinase activity; ATP binding. The record is from RefSeq and is a predicted model, not a curated record. Lineage: Eukaryota; Metazoa; Chordata; Actinopteri; Cypriniformes; Nemacheilidae. Gene Ontology annotation, biological process: protein phosphorylation; cellular response to stress; MAPK cascade. Bases 115 to 3318 code for a protein of 1067 amino acids.
UUAAACGACAUCUGAAAAGCUCGAGAAAAAUACCAGGGAGAAGAACUGGCCAAGGAGCUUUCUCGAAUCAAACUCCGCAUCGACAACACAGAGGUUUUAACUCAGGACAUUGUAAUGAAUUUGCUUUUCUCCUACAGAGAUAUACAGGACUACGACGCCAUGGUUAAACUGGUACAGACCAUUGAGAUGUUGCCCACCUGUGACUUGGCCAACCAGCCCAUGAUUCAGUUCCACUAUGCUUUUGCUCUCAAUAGACGGAAUAGUCCCGGGGACAGAGAGCAGGCGUUACGUGUGAUGUUGCAGGUCCUUCAGUCUUGCGAACAUCCCGCACCUGACAUGUUCUGCCUCUGUGGUCGUAUUUACAAAGACAUCUUCCUCGACUCUGACUGCAAGGACACAAAGAAUAGAGAAAAUGCCAUCCAGUGGUAUAGAAAAGGUUUUGAACUGCAGCCCACGCUCUAUUCAGGAAUUAACUUGGCAGUGCUUCUUAUAGUGUCCGGGCAGCAGUUUGAGACUUCUAUAGAGCUCAGGAAGAUCGGUGUAAGGUUAAAUAGUCUGCUGGGCCGUAAAGGCAGUUUGGAGAAGAUGAAUAACUAUUGGGAUGUGGGACAGUUCUUCACCGUCAGCAUGCUGGCUAAUGACAUUCCUAAAGCUGUACAAGCGGCAGAAAAACUUUUCAAACUCAAGCCACCCAUAUGGUACCUGCGAUCAGUGGUCCAGAACCUUCAACUGAUUCAACAUUUUAAGAAGCAGAACACUGAGCAUUCACCCCAGAGAGAGAGACUUAACUUCUGGAUGGACAUCAUCGUGGAGGCCACCCAGGGAACGACCAACGGCCUCCGCUUUCCGGUGUUGAUCUUGGAGCCCACUAAAGUUUACCAGCCCUCAUAUGUGUCCAUUAACAGUGAAGCUGAAGAGAAGAAUGUUUCCAUAUGGCACGUGUCUCCAGCUGAGACGAAGGGGAUACACGAGUGGAACUUUACGGCAUCCUCCAUCAAAGGCAUCAGCAUCUCCAAAUUUGAUGAGCGCUGCUGCUUUCUGUAUGUGCAUGACAACUCGGACGAUUUCCAGAUCUACUUUUCCACAGAGGACCAGUGCGGCAGGUUCUGCUCCAUGGUGAAGGAGUUGAUAACAGACGGAUCAGGAAAUGCCGUUGAGCUGGAGGGGGAGGGUGAUGGAGACACCCUGGAGUACGAAUAUGACUACAAUGAGAAUGGCGACAGGGUGGUUCUCGGCAGGGGUACUUAUGGAGUUGUGUACGCAGGGCGAGACCUGAGCAACCAGGUGCGCAUCGCCAUCAAAGAAAUCCCAGAAAAGGACAGCAGAUACUCUCAGCCUCUGCAUGAGGAGAUAGCCCUUCACAAGUAUUUGAAACACAGGAACAUCGUUCAGUACCUGGGCUCAGUGUCAGAGGACGGCUAUAUCAAGAUCUUCAUGGAACAAGUCCCAGGAGGAAGUUUGUCAGCGUUGCUUCGUUCGAAGUGGGGUCCCCUGAAAGAGGCCACCAUCAUCUUCUACACCAGACAGAUCCUGGAAGGACUCCGUUAUUUGCACGAGAACCAAAUCGUUCAUCGGGACAUCAAGGGGGACAAUGUGUUGGUCAACACCUACAGUGGCGUGUUGAAAAUCUCUGACUUCGGAACUUCUAAGAGACUCGCUGGAGUCAACCCCUGCACAGAGACGUUUACCGGUACGUUACAGUACAUGGCCCCCGAGAUCAUCGAUAAGGGCCCCAGAGGUUACGGGGCUCCGGCGGAUAUCUGGUCGCUGGGGUGCACCAUCAUAGAGAUGGCCACAGGCAAACCUCCGUUUCAUGAACUGGGAGAGCCACAGGCCGCCAUGUUUAAGGUGGGGAUGUUUAAGAUCCACCCCGAGAUCCCAGAAUCUCUUUCCUCUGAGGCAAAAUCCUUCAUCCUCUCCUGCUUCGAGCCGGACCCCAACAAACGUACGAUGGCCGGGGACCUGCUCAAAGAUCUGUUUCUGCGUCAAAACAUCAAAGGCAAAAAGAACAAGAUCGCAUUUAAACCCUCAGACUACAUCCGCAGCGUUUCACUGCCGGUGCAGCUGCAGGCGGAGGCCACGGGGAGCAGCAGCAGUGAACCAGGCUCCGUAUCUCCAGACUGCGACUCCAAGCAAGAUGUGUUUUUCGAGAAGAAGAAACGCUCCAGCUCCGAGAACCUCAUCAAACCACCCAUCUCAAACUUUCUGAGUGUUCCAGAUGAAAGUCCUACAGCAGAAGAUCGGAGCUCUCCAGCCUCUUCUGAGAACAGUGACUCUGGGCUCUUUCUCCUCAAGAAAGACAGUGAACGACGGGCCAUUCUUUACAAGGUCCUCAAUGAGGACCAAGAUAAAGUCACCUCCAACCUGAUGGAGAACCAUAUCCAGGGUCAAGAAGAGCUGAAGUUGUCAGUAGACCACAUCAAACAGAUCAUCUGCAUCCUGCGAGACUUUAUACGCUGCCCCGAGCGACGCGUCAUGGCGACCACCAUCUCAAAACUCAAACUGGACCUGGACUUCGACAGCACCUCCAUCAAUCAGAUCCAACUGGUUUUGUUUGGCUUUCAAGAUUCUGUAAAUAAAGUGUUGAGAAACCAUCACAUUAAACCUCAUUGGAUGUUUGCCAUGGACAACAUUAUCAGACGGGCUGUGCAGGCAGCUGUCACAAUAUUGAUUCCAGAGCUGCAAACGCAUUUUGGUCCGGCAUCUGAGAGUGAAGGAGCUGAUAAGGAUGCAGAUGAAGUUGACGUAGAAGACGACGCCGACUUUGUUUCGGUGGCACGUACGCCACAGGAAGACCAAGUGCUUACCUCUGGGGUCAGCACUCUCAGCUCGGUCAUAUCCCAUGAGGCUCAGCGGCCACAGCACCCACUGGGAAUCCAACUCGGACGCCUCAAACAGGAAACCAACAGGCUGCUUGAGGAACUGGUGCAGAAGGAGAGAGAGUACCAGCAGGUUCUGAGACUGACUCUCCAACAGCGAGCACACGACAUCGAGCUUAUCAGGAUCAGACAACAACCCGCUGCAGCUCCCGUACCAGAGGCGCCCGGUCCGUCCAUAUUUCAGAUUGCUACACAGCCCGAGCCUGACAAGAAGCUCACCAAUUGGCUAAAGGAGCAUGGCGCCGACUCCGAGACCAUAGACAAGUUCGUUUCGGAAGAUUAUACUCUUAACGAUAUUCUUUGUGAUAUUACUAAGGAAGACCUUCGCUGCCUCAGGCUCAGGGGCGGUGUGCUGUGUCGGAUCUGGCGGGCCAUUCAAAGACACCGUAACAAAGGACUUACAAAACUCAAGCAUGAGGAGGGACAUUCAGAAGGAUGAGAGUUUUGUAAAUCUAUCAUUCAUAGACACCUGAGCCAGCAUAAACAUUCACACGUAUGCCUGUAAUGAGAGACGGAUUCUAAAUACGUGAUUUGAACCUCCUAAUUCUGACGCACUUUGCCCGAUUCUCUCAUCUGCUGCUUUUGUGCCAUUUUUAGGGUAUUAUUUCAGUCUCUCCAAAAUUUCCAUCUCAUUUCAAUAGGAAAACCCACAGGGAUGUCAACAACUCUAUCCAGGAAAGAUUAUGCUUUCCGCUUCUUACACCGGCGUGCUGCGAGGUGUCCGCUGACACGGAAUGAUUCUCUCCAAGUGAUGGGCUGCUCAGAACCCAACUAAAGAGAACUUUCUGUGCUUUUAGCGUUCUAAUGGUUUAUCAUUUUUCAAUUCAAUUAUUAAAUGUAUGCGUAAUAUGAAGUUUUAUGUGACACUUUAUGGAGGUACUGUCUGGAAAAAUGACCUCUCGGACCAGAGCUACUGUAAGAAGCUUGUUUGGGAUAUGGGUUUUGAUAACCAAACGUAAAUAGUUGUAAAAGGCAAAGAAUUUGCUGCUAACCAAAGCAAAUACUUAACCGUAGUAACCGCUGCAUGCCAUUCAAAAAGACUUGCAAGACCAGUCUUGCAGAAAGCCAAUAGAUGCGGUUGACUUUACACCACAGUUUAUUUUCCGGUUGUACUUGUAACCAACUAUUUCAACCCAGUAUCACGCCAAAGCAUGUAUGGAGGAUUUUCAGGCUUAUCUGACCUUGAUAUAAGUGGCUUAAGAGCAUGAACGGAAGAUCAAGGUGAUAAAUCUUCUAUUGAAUUAAGACCAAAACAUCCAACACGCUUGACCCACUUCUGCAGAUUCACUUGAUUCUUCUGUGUGACUUUUGAUCUUGCAUUUCAUUUUCUGUAUUUCAACACACUGUGUUUGUUGAUCUUUUUUCUGAGAAUGGUUGCGCUCAGGGCACCAGUGUUCCGUCUAAGCUAUUUAAGUUAUUUAAUCUGUUGUGUUGGUAUUAAGAUGACAGCGAUGUUGACAAUAAAAGUUAUCUUUUCUCAGAUUGACUUCUAAAAAAAAAAGCACUCAAAUGAUUUGUGAACAGGAUAUUCAAGCUUUGUCGUGUCGAGCCGAGCCGAGAUGCCAACUUGAAACACCGUAUUGCAAAACACUUUCGGGUGAAAAAGUUCACAACUGCAAAAAUCUCACACCUGAACUGCUUUCACUGCCUUCAAAUGUUUUAAAUUGUUUCAAGGGACCAUUUCGCAAGGGCAUUGACAAACUGGAUUUUUAAAGUGAUUUUAAAGAACUAAAAUUUACUGUUUAUGUCCUCAACUAUGCAACCUGUAGGAAAGUAUUUUUUCCAGUAAACGUUUGCGAUACAGUGUUGGGUUGCUUAUCACAGUGAUAUGGAAAUGCUUCUUUUAAAAGUCGAACAGCAACACAUUUUGCAUGAUUUUAGAUAUUUAGCUAACAUGUUUUGGAAAACUGAACGAAUUUGAUCAGUUCUUUCCAAAUUCAGAAUUUGACAUGUUAAAGAUAAAGAAAAACCUAAAGACCACCUGGAAUUUUUGCAUUAGGCAAAUGACACAAAAGAAAACUUUAAUUCAGGCAUUACACUGAUGUCAUUUACAAAUGAUGUCGGCAGCUGUUUGCAGGCAUAUGAGGCUCAUGACAUUUUUGUUUACCUGUGUAUGAGGUCAUAUUUAAUCUUCACUUAUGCAAAUAAAGGGGAAUAGUGCUGAUGGCUGGUCAUUUUGAUCAUUUAUAUGUUUCAUUAUUGAUUUGCAAAAGUUAACGUUUAAGAAAAGAUACCAAAUCUGAUCUUAAUCGACGUACAUAAUACAUGCAGGUUGAUAUUUAAGUUUUUUUCUUUUCACCGAUAGUUGAAUGUAAAAAUAGAAUACGUGAAAAUGAAAACGACAAAUUAGCUGAUUAACUGUUUUGAAGAGCGAAAAAAAAAGUUUUGAAGAGCGAAAAAAGAUUUGAAGAGCGAAAAAAAAGAUUUGAAGAGCGAAAAAAAAGUUUUGAAGAGCGAAAAAAAAGAUUUGAAGAGCGAAAAAAAAGUUUUGAAGAGCAAAAAAAAAGUUUUGAAGAGCAAAAAAAAAGUUUUGAAGACGAAAAAAAAAGUUUUGAAGAGGAAAAAAAAGUUUCAAGGAGAGAGGAAAAAAUCUGACAGACAGAGAGAGAUAGAGAACAGUAGAGAAAGUCUUCGGACUUAGGCUCAGAAAGGGUCUAGGACACUGUUUUUAUUUUUCCCUGCAAUUUUUUUUUCCACUUGCGGUUCAGGGCCACCGUAGUUCUACUACUAGUAUUACACACAUUAAUUUCUUUAUAGACUGUACAGUACACAGACGUGCUAAGAGUAUCUGUACGUCAAAUUGCUGGCUCUUGUAUUCAAACAAUUGUCAAAAUGUCAAAUUUGGUAUUCAGGUAAUUUCCACAUGAACUUAACUUUUGAAAAGUGUUUUCAGUUCCUUCUGCCUUAACAAAAAGUUUACUCUGUCAAAUUCUUUGUGAAUUCUAUUGUUAAUAGAUUUACUUGUUCUUGUGAUCGUGCAGUUUAAAAUUACAUGGCAUGUUCUUCUGAACCCCCAAAAUCGCUGUUUUUCAGGACAUGCAAAAUUGCUGUACUUUUUAAAUGAUUAAAUACUGUGUUGUCAAAGUUGACAAGCACUUUUUAAUACUUUAUAUUGGUUAGAUAUUUGCAAAACCCAGUGACAAACACAAAGGGUGACUAAAAAAUAACGAAAUAUGGUUUCAGAACGACAGCAGCAGCGAUUGAAGACCCUAGAUUUUGUACAAAGCCUUAUUCAAAUUAUUCGGGUGAUAUAAAUGAUUUUGGAAUGCUCGUAGGGGUAAAAUCAUUUGAUGUUGUGUACCCCCUGAACUGAAAUACAAUAAAAUAAUUGUGAAAUUAAAAUGAUGAUUGUGAUGUUGAAAUUUGUGUCCUUAAAACAAGAUCAACACUUGGAUCAUAUGCUUCGGAAAUCACAUUCUAGAUUGCCUAAAUUACACAAAAGUAUUUAGAAGUCAAAACUGCUUAAAAUGAGUUUGUUUCU